This is a messenger RNA of Sander lucioperca (pikeperch), 5038 nucleotides long. It is a transcript of the gene abhd17c, whose product is annotated as abhydrolase domain containing 17C, depalmitoylase. Gene Ontology annotation, molecular function: palmitoyl-(protein) hydrolase activity. Gene Ontology annotation, cellular component: endosome membrane; plasma membrane. NCBI's taxonomy places the organism in Eukaryota, Metazoa, Chordata, Actinopteri, Perciformes, Percidae. Gene Ontology annotation, biological process: protein depalmitoylation. Bases 404 to 1288 code for a protein of 294 amino acids. The record is from RefSeq and is a predicted model, not a curated record. The transcript is spliced from 3 exons.
GGAAGUCCGGCUUGUCUCUAGUCUAGAGAAAUGGCUAUUCUCAUUCUUACAACAUUAGCAACAACUCUUGAUGUGUAGCAACUAAUGUGUUUCAAGGGCGGAUUUGUUCUAUCGAGACUCGUCGCUGCACUGUUUUGUGCUAUACAAUAACAUUAACUUAAAGGUUGCGUUUUAGUUGGUCUCUAAUUUAUAUGUAACGUUAGUCUUAGUUUUGCUGUUAGCUACCUAACGUUAGCUGCCAGCUCGCUAGCGCGUUAGCUGCCAAGCCGAGAGACCGAGCCAUCGGUCAUCUAGCUACUGUUAGAGUCUGUUAAUGAGAAAUAAAUAGGACCUCAUACCAAAAGAGAACUGUCGUUUUGUUUCAAUAGAAGUUAAUUGACCGGGUUAAUUGACCCGCUCCUAAAUGCCCGAACAAGGCCCUAGGAUGAAUGGGUUUUCUCUCGGCGAACUAUGCUGGCUGUUCUGUUGUCCGCCUUGUCCGAGUCGCAUCGCGGCCAAGCUAGCUUUCCUCCCACCGGAGCCCACGUACUCGGUGCACGCCGAUGCUAGCGGGGUAACUAGCUUACAUCUAACCGAACGGGCGGACUGGCAGUACUCUCAGCGAGAGCUCGAUGCAGUGGAAGUUUUUACCACCAGAAGCAGUCGGGGUAACCGGGUCGGGUGUAUGUUUGUGCGUUGCGCCCCGAACAGUCGUUACACGCUGCUGUUUUCCCACGGUAACGCCGUGGACCUUGGGCAGAUGUGCAGUUUUUACAUCGGCCUCGGCUCCAGGAUCAACUGCAACGUGUUCUCCUACGAUUACUCAGGCUACGGAGUCAGCACCGGCAAGCCCUCUGAGAAGAACCUGUAUGCGGACAUCGAGGCGGCCUGGCAGGUCCUGAGAAAUAAGUAUGGUGUACCACCUGAGAACAUCAUCCUGUACGGUCAGAGUAUCGGCACUGUGCCCACCAUUGACCUGGCUGCUCGCUAUGAAUGUGCUGCUGUCAUCCUCCACUCCCCACUCAUGUCAGGACUACGGGUGGCCUUCCCCGAUACACGCAAAACCUACUGCUUUGAUGCCUUCCCCAGUAUUGACAAGGUGUCCAAAGUGGCGUCCCCGGUGCUUGUGAUCCACGGCACGGAAGACGAGGUGAUCGACUUCUCCCACGGCCUGGCCAUGUACGAGCGCUGCCCCCGUGCCGUCGAGCCCCUGUGGGUGGAAGGAGCCGGCCACAACGACAUUGAACUGUACGCCCAGUACCUGGAGAGACUCAAGCAGUUCAUCUCCUUUGAGCUUCCCACCUCCUGAGGGGAGCUCAGCACUCACAGGCCAGGGUUCAUCUCAACACACUCAACACAAAAGCCGCCUCCUUAUCAUCUCCUAACUUCCUCUCUUAGCAUAGGGGCAGGCCUGGAGUCAGCUGAUCACUGUUCUGCCCUGUCCUCGGAGCCAUUUCAGGGUAGAAAUGUGUAGUGGACCGGAAGAGGAGGGGGGUUUAGAUUGUUGAGGUGCAGCCGAGAGUCAGUGGCCAUCACUGGCCAGGAGUGAAGCUUUGGCUUAACAUGUACUGUCCCCAAAAACCUGGCUGGUGCUUCUACACUAGGACACAGUUUGCCAAUGAGCCAAGGCCUAGGCAGCGUUUGCACUCACAGCUCAAUCUGGAUUCAUUUCUCAACUCCAGCUCACCUUCCCUUCCUCUACUCACUCCAUCUCCCUGAGCUUUUCUGUGCCAGUGUCUCUCACUAUCAACUUCUGUCACAUUUCCUCCUCCUUUUUCUCUGUUUCGCCCACAAUCCUUGCUUUUCUUUUGACCAAGUCUGCAAUGUUGAAGCUUGAUUUUUGUAUUCUUUUAUACCAGGUGAAGAAGUAUCAAUUUUGCACCUUGAGAUACACUUGAAGUUUUUUACUUUUUCUGUAUUUUUAAGUUACCAUUCAGGGGUUACAAACCAAUUGCACUUUUAAUGUGCAGAUAUUUUCAGGUAAUGAUUUUUUCUGUUUGGAUAUGUAUAUGUUGAUUAAGUUUAUCUGCAUUCCAUGUUUUUCUUAAUUGCAGGUAGAACUUUUUUCUGUGUGUGUGUGUGUGUGUGUGUGUGUGUGUGUGUGUGUGUGUGUGUGUUUAGAAGCUGUUAACCAGAGUGCACCCCUGCACAUCUGGCCUUUGUAGCUGUGAUCUUUCUAGUCCUCAUGCAUGCUACUCUCUCAUACAGGAAGACAAUAAUGCCAAACUUUAUUGCGAAAUCGUCCUUGAAUACUUUGGAGCCAGUGGUAAAUUCGGCAUACAGACAACACUUUCAUUACUUACAGAUUUUGCCUGUUCACAAUAAUUGUACAGAUGAUAUACUUUGAAAGGUUGCGGUAAAGAGCAAUGUGAACCUAAAGUGUUUAUUAAAAUACAUUGUGAUUAGGGGAACAUUUAUAUGCAAAAUCUAAUGCUGAAUUUACCAGAGGACCCAAACGAUUUGUAAAAUGCUUUAACAGGUCAUUGAGUAAACUGAUUUUAUUAACCUAUGUUGCAUACUAUAAAAAAACCCUGAAAAAAAAAAUAUUGCCCCAUAACCCACAGUCUAAUUAGCGUGGUCAUUUUGUGCACAUUGUGUAUGCAUCAAAAUUCUCACUUAUCGUUUCUGUAAAUAGUGUAUCACACCAGGUGUGUACCUUGUCACUAAGCAACACAGUAAUUAAUAUCCCCAAUGUUGGGUAAUACAGAAGCUUACCUCAGUAGAAGAGAGCAGCAGGUAUCUGGGCUAUACUUUAGUUAACUGGAGAUCAUAUGGUAAUAAUACUUGACAACUGAUUCAAAGAGAAACACAUUUGACUCAGUACUGUAAAGUGAAGCCAUGGAGCACGGUGCUGGAUCUACCUGUAGACAAAAGACACAGAACUGUGCUGUCGCUGGGUGUUAUUACUUCACACUACAAAUAAAGCCUUAUGUUCGUAAACAUUUCCCCCGGUCCUGUUGACUACAGCAGAGCUUUGGUGGUCUUCACGGGGACUGAUAACUGCUGCUAUUCAUCAGGGUGUUCAUCAGGGUUCAUAGGGGUGUCACGAUUCUCCAAAUUCAAGAUUCAAUUACAUUUUCUUAACCCCGUUUUGUUUUAUUUAGACUUUUUUUCCCAACAGAGACGGCAGCAGUGCCACAAUAAGAGCCACAGAAGGGUACUUUGCAACAACAGUUUAAGUUUCUCAGAGUUUAUGAGGUGUAAUUGAAUGCACCAUUAGUUUAACAGGGUGCACAUAAAUGACUCAUUGACUCCCGUCAGAGCCAGGCCCCGAGGAACAGUGCUCAGCCUUGCAGCCCCAAAAUAGAUUUUCCCUGAUAUGCCACCAUUGUAAAAGAGGAGUCUGUAAAUCUGCUGUCAGGACACCUGGAACUGCAAACAAGGUCGAUUAUGACUCUCUUUUCUGAAUUUUUAAUCCAUGGACUUUUUAUAUUUGAAAAACUUCCCUCUUACAAUGUAAAGUCUACGGGCCGGGCGGGGCUAGUGGGAGAAACACUACUGCACAUAUUCAGUGGCCGCCGAUCACAGAAGUAAACCCAGAAGCAUAGAAACUCUUUUGGCGUAUGAGCCAGGCGAGCAACUAUUAAACUGAAUAAGCAAUCCAGUAUCCAGUUAAUAUAAUACAUCCAUGGUCGGAGCCCACAUGCUUUACCUUCGUUGUUUGUUUCCAUAACUCCCUCAUGGGCAGCUGCAGGCAACCGCUAAGCUAACAUUACCCUGUGUCUUUAGCUGCAUGCUACCAGUCGCUAAGCUAACGUAACCCCAUGUAUUUAGCUGCAUGCUACCAGCAGCUAAGCUAACGUUACCCCGUGUCUUCAGCUGCAUGCCCUUAGCCGGUAAGCUAACGUUACUCUGUGUCUUUAGCUGCAUGCUACCAGCCGGUAAGCUACUGUGUAUUUAGCUGUAUGCUACCAGCUGGUAAGCUACAGUUUCUGUUGUUUUUUUGGAUUUGUGUGAGUAGGUAGGGGUGGAGAGAGAAAAAAAUCCCAGGGCAAUCGCCGAUCCUGCUUUUGAUUUCAAAAGUCGAAAUUUGAUCGAUUUUCGAUCUUGAAUCGAAAUCGUGACACCCCUAGUCAAUCACUGUGAAAGCCAGACAGUUUGGGGAAGACUGAAAUGACAGCAAGGUACUGAAACCAAAUUCAGCCUGACAACUCUCAUCCCCUUUUGUCAGCCAUGGGCUACUACCAACAGUUUUCUGCUGAGCCCUGUGAUAGUUUUGCUCUUAUCCCAGCUCAAACUCCAAAGACAAUCUGACAGAACCACGAUGGGGAAACGGAAUGCUGUGGAAUUAAGCAACGCAUGCAAAUCACCUCUCAUAGUUGUGGACAUUUUUUACUUGUAUCACUGUAUUUGAAUAAUUUGUUCUUUUCCCCCCUUGCAAAGUCAAACGCUAAAAACUGUAGUAAAACACUAAAAAAUAAGUUAAUCGCAUUUGGAUAAAACACAAAAAAAUGAAGUAAAUGCUGAACAUGUUUUCAGAGAAGGGUUGUGUUUGAGGGUUAUUUGCAUAGCAAAUUGUGAUGAUCGUAUGAUUAAUCCGUGUAUUGCUGUAAAGUGGUUUGUCAGUUGAGUAUUAGUGUUUUCUGAUGAUAGCUAAUGCCGGGUCGAUGUUUUUGGAUAAAGAUCCCUCGAUCAUCUCUAGUAUUUUUUCCUCUAGCUCCUCUUUUUAAAGGGAAUGAAGACCCUGCUUUAGUCUUGAUUAUUGUUUUGAUACUGACAUUUUUUACGAGGUUUUCCAAUCUAAAUGGUGAUACAUUUACACUGUCUCUGAGGCUGGUUUGUACGAUAAUCCUCUGUAAUGGUAUAUUCAAAUAUCUUCUCUAUAAAUAUGAGCUCUUACACAGGGCAAUCUAGUCUCAUUGCUUUUAACACUGGAAUCACAAUAUGCAAAUGAAAGGCAGAUGACGGUAGUAGAAUCAGAUUUUGGUAAUGUGUAAAGCAGAUUAAAUAAGCCUUAAACAUGCCGUGAAACAGAUUGUCAUACAUGUGAUAGUUGCAAGAAGGCAGCACAGUGGAUGUUUUAAUGAUUAUAAUGGAAUAAAGGAUGCAUGGAAGUGUC